Messenger RNA from Fusarium odoratissimum NRRL 54006, 3085 nucleotides. RefSeq lists its product as uncharacterized. The record is from RefSeq and is a predicted model, not a curated record. Gene Ontology annotation, molecular function: aldehyde dehydrogenase (NAD+) activity. Gene Ontology annotation, biological process: aldehyde metabolic process. Bases 513 to 2132 code for a protein of 539 amino acids. The transcript is spliced from 2 exons. Lineage: Eukaryota; Fungi; Ascomycota; Sordariomycetes; Hypocreales; Nectriaceae. Gene Ontology annotation, cellular component: cytoplasm.
CGUGGAUGUGGAUGGCUGCCGAGGGAGGCGAUCCGGGGUUCGAUACAACGAGCCCCUCAUUUGCAUCCCUUGAAAUUGAUUGUCCUGGCUCCUUUAUUUUCUUGAUUACAUCUCGAGGUCGUAUCUACCUAGUCUUUGACGCUUCAGCAACUGGUUCGGUCUUGCUUAAGGUCUAUGACUGUUAUAUUGUGAGGCUGCGCAGAAAUAUUGGUUAAAUAUUCCUCCCAGAACUGACGAAUCCACCCAAUCUCGACUUCUGGGCAAGGUAGCCUGAUUAAUUAGGAGAAGGCCUCUGAGAGAUCAACGCAUUCUCAAACUCAUCACUUCAAUCCAACACCAAAAUUCUCAACUCUUCUUCAACUGAAAUCGUCACCAUCCUUUUCUUAGACAACGAGUUGUCUUUUACGCAUCAUACAUCGUCCCCAACCCGCGACACCCACCAAAGCACAGGCAGUGGCGUCAGCACUUAAUCUAUCCUGCCAGCCAACCACAUUUCAACAUCACUCAUCAACAUGGCUGACAACAAUUCAUCCUAUACCAUUGCUCCUUUAGAGCACACGCCCCUCGAUGAGAUCCCCGCCAAGGUCGAUCUCAUGAGGAAGACCUUCAGAUCAGGCCGCACCAAAGACAUAGAGUUUCGCAUGAUUCAGAUUCGCAAGCUGUACUGGGCCAUCGUCGACAACACUGAACUGAUGCAAGAUGCUCUUAUCAAAGAUCUUCGCAAGUGCAAGUACGAGGCCGUUCUGGCCGAGAUUGAUUGGUGCAAGCAAGAAUGUAUCGACAUGGUCAAUAACAUGGAGAAAUGGCUACGCGAUGAGCCUGUCCCCAAUGUUCCUUUGCAGUUUCGUGCCAUGAAGCACCGCACUCGCUUCGAACCACUCGGGGUUGUCCUUAACAUUGGAUCCUUCAACUUCCCUUUUCAGCUCAACCUCCCUGUUGUCAUUGGCGCGAUCGCUUGUGGUAACUGUGUUGUUCUCAAGGCCUCUGAAUCAUCUCCCAACUGUGCCAUGGUGCUCAAGAAGAUCUUUGACGAAUCCCUGGACCCCGAAUGUUUCACAUAUGUUAAUGGUGCUUUGCCCGAGACUCAACUUCUGCUCGAGCAGAAGUUCGACAAAAUUUGUUUCACCGGUGGCAAGGCAGUCGGCAAGAUUAUUGCCCAGAAGGCUGCCGAGACCCUAACUCCUGUGCUUCUCGAGCUCGGUGGUUUGAACCCGGCCUUUGUCACCAAGAACGCCAACCUCAAAUUGGCCGCCAGACGACUUCUGUGGCAGAAAUCUCUCAAUGCAGGCCAGGUUUGCAUGUCUCACAACUACAUCCUCGUCGAGCGAAAUGUUCUUUCUCAAUUCCUGGGGGAGCUCAACAACCAGAUGCGCACCUUCUUCCCCCAAGGCGCCAAGAACAGCCCUGACCUUUGCCGCAUCGUCAAUGCUGGCCACUUCAACCGCCUCAAGAAGAUGCUUGAUGGCACCAACGGCAAGAUUGUCCUGGGUGGCUCCAUGGACGAAUCUACCCUGUUCAUGGAGCCAACGGCGGUGCUUGUUGACGAUAUCAACGACAGUAUGAUGACCCAAGAGGCGUUUGGCCCCAUUUUCGCAAUGAUGGCGGUUGAUUCCCUCGACCAGGCCAUCGGUAUUGCUAAUACAGUUGACCCGACGCCUCUCUCUCUUAGCGCCUUUGGAAGCAAGGCCGAGAACAAUAAGAUUCUGGAUAAUGUUACCUCUGGCGGCGCCACAUGUAACGAUGCCUUCUUCCACUCUCAGAUUCCACAGUCUCCCUUGGGAGGUGUUGGCCAAUCUGGAAUGGGCAACUAUCAUGGCAUCUACUCUAUCAGAACUUUUAGCCAUCAGCGUACUAUCGCCGAAGUCCCUUACUGGGCUGACUUCCUCUUUCGCGUGCGAUACAUGCCAUACCAGUGGCCCGUUAUGAAUCGAAUGAAGGCUGUUGCCGACUCAAAACCUAACUUUGAUCGCAACGGUAACAAAACCAAGGGAAUUACAUACUUCAUUGCGCUGGUCCUCGGUCUCGGAUCAAAGAAGUCCAAGGGCGCUCUUCUCAGGUGGGCCGUCCUCGUGGUUGCAGCCGCCAUACUGGAAGCAAAGAAGGGUGUUCUGAGCCAAUUGCUCACACGAUAAUCAUCUAGUUAAUCCCUCCCUCUUAUUAGUCAGUCAUAUAUCAUGAGAAGGCCUUGCUAAAACAAGGGGGCUCCCCGAGACUCGGUGGUCUAACACCAUUUGCUGAGAAAUGGAAAGCAGUUACGGUGGUAAUUGGAGGAUACCCCUCGUAUGUACGGUUACAUGUAAAAUGAUCAAAUAGUUCUACCUUAGUUUCUGUAAAGCAUUGUAGCGACAUCUAUGCUCUCUGAAGUACAUCCUAAUGCGCCUGAUCAAGGUGUUGAUGAUUCAAACUAAAUAACAAAAACUUGAUAUUGCGCACACACUAUGACUCCAUGUCUAGUAAAACUUGAGGUUGUGGUAUCUUGUAUUAGAUUGCCAAUAGGCCAGAAGAUUUUUGAAUAUACAAGCAUUAACGGCCAGUCAAAACGGCUGCUAGGUGCUGUCCCUUCUUGCCUCCCAGGUACAGGUCGUCAUCAAUGGUAUCACGGACCAUAUCCACUGCCUCACUGUAUCCUCUGGUCACUGUAUCUUCAUCCACCUUGAGCCCGUUCUCAACAAGGGCCAGGAUGACGCUGCGGAUUCGCGCAAUCUCGCGCAUGGUCGACACUUCCAUGGGAUCAUUCUGACUCGAGUAGACCUUGCUGCUAACAUUCUCCUCCAUACGAUUGAUGCCCGCUGCCUCAGCGGCCGGGUCGCUUUCUAUGUGCUUGCUGAUCCAAAUGUAUCCAUUUACACCAAGAAGGACAUCGACCUUGCCGCCGGCGUUGGCCACAUCCAUUGUCCAGACCUGUCUCUUGGAUCGAACGACACCACCCCCACCACCGGUGCCAGUGACAGCGACGAAGACACCGUUGCGAAGCUUACCAUACUUCAAACUGCGGGUGUGGAGACUCGCGGCGCCGUCUUGGUGCAGCUGCUGGACUUCUGCGACAACAAGAUCUCCUUCGGCGAAGAAACUGCGGAUUUGAAGC